Molecule: messenger RNA, 1132 nt
Organism: Leptomonas pyrrhocoris
Lineage: Eukaryota; Euglenozoa; Kinetoplastea; Trypanosomatida; Trypanosomatidae
Exons: 1
Coding region: 164-1132 (322 amino acids)
Source: RefSeq, a predicted model, not a curated record
GAAGGUGAAGGUGUAGAAUCACGGCUUGUGCCUCUGACAAGAAUUGCUUUAGCCCUCUUCUUUUAUUUUCCCUCUUUCAUUUACAUUUUAAAUUUAUCAUUUCGCGUUGCGGCUCCGCACACGGGACACGCAGCUAGUUUUGUGCCUUCCUUUCUUGCGCAUCAUGCCUGCUCUUUCCACCGCCCGAGCAGCGGCCCUCCUCCUCAUGGCGGCGCUGCAGCUCAGCAUCCUCACCGUGGACGCCUACUCGGUGCGCUACGGUGCCAAGACGUCCGCGCCCGGGAUGAUGAACUUCGGCCUCACCGGCUAUUGUGCCGCAGGGGACUCGGGUCACUCGAUGAUGCCGAAGUUUGCAGCCUACCAAGCCAGCGCCUACUCCGUCAUGAGUGCGAACAGCUUCACGAGCGCGCCGAUCGGUGGUGAGUCGCGCCAGUCCGCCUGCCUGGACGCGAACUGCACCUGGCAGUUCAGUCACGGACUUUACUACCACAACGAGAUCACCUUCUUCUACGGGGUCUAUUACAAUGAUUCGGGUCUACACGGUGGGCCGGCGGACGGCGUGUUCAACAACUUUGCGUCCGAUCAGCCUCAGUUGUGGACCAACAUGAGCUACUGGGGCAGCCGCCAGCCGUACAUGCGGGGUGACGGCAAAUGGGCCAACACGAACGUCGUCACCUUCUUCACGCAGUGGGUCUGCGAAUACUACGAAUUCAAGAAGUCCGACGCAUCCCUCUUUCCGACCUACCCGGAUGGCGAUGUGAUCGUGCCCAGCUCCACCUCGUCCUACACCCACUGCGGCAGACGCGUGGAUCGCGACUCGCAGGGCCGUUGGUUGUAUUAUCAGUGCAAGAAGCCCUUUCCGUGGUGGGCCGCGCUGACCAUCGCUGUGGUGGUGCUGAUCGUGGUUGUCGUCAUCAUCAUCGUCGUGUGCUGCUGCUGCUUCUACUGCGAUCGCAACGAGGAGCGCCACGAGCGGGAGGAGAAGUUGGAGACGAUGGCGGACAACCCGGCGCAGGUGCCCACGCAGACGGAGCUGGGACUGAGCCGUCACUCCUCCGUGUUUCGCGAUGGCCGCGCCGACGAGUACCCCAAUGAGGACGGCGACCAGGAUGACUCGCGUGAAAGCCGUUAA